Messenger RNA from Penicillium soppii, 333 nucleotides. RefSeq lists its product as uncharacterized. The coding region runs from base 1 to 333 and encodes 110 amino acids. The transcript has a single exon. The record is from RefSeq and is a predicted model, not a curated record. NCBI's taxonomy places the organism in Eukaryota, Fungi, Ascomycota, Eurotiomycetes, Eurotiales, Aspergillaceae.
AUGUCUCUCACACCAAUCAACAUCCCCAAGAGCCGCCAGGACUCGCGCGAAAUCCCACGCAGCAACCCGGAAAAUUCAUACCUCUCCCAAAGCUACAACUCAUCCAGCCCCACCGAAAUGUCUCCCACAAUCUCUUCGCCCCAGUCCCCAAAGCUGGACUGCGACGUCAAGCCCAUCCCGACUCGCAAGAGCAGCGGUGACUACAAGCGCUACAGCGGAACAGUCAACCACUGCGGUCGGCACUCAAAUGAUUGGCUCUUCGGCGGUUUCAGUGUCCGCGAAACUGUCCGCGAUGGCCUCGAGAAGCUCCGUGGCUCGGACAAGGAGAGCUGA